Messenger RNA from Nilaparvata lugens (brown planthopper), 1092 nucleotides. RefSeq names its product ATP-dependent DNA helicase pif1-like. The transcript has a single exon. Gene Ontology annotation, biological process: DNA repair; telomere maintenance. Gene Ontology annotation, molecular function: DNA helicase activity. Lineage: Eukaryota; Metazoa; Arthropoda; Insecta; Hemiptera; Delphacidae. The record is from RefSeq and is a predicted model, not a curated record. The coding region runs from base 45 to 1076 and encodes 343 amino acids.
AAGUAUUACAAAAAUGUAAACUAAUUGUUUGGGAUGAAUGCACAAUGGCACAUAAAAAAUCGCUCGAAGCUCUUGAUCGAUCAUUACGAGACUUGCGUGGAAACGUUCAACCAUUCGGGAAUGCAUUGAUAUUGCUCGCAGGAGAUUUUAGGCAAACAUUGCCUGUAAUUUCUCGAUCGACACCAGCAGACGAAAUUAAUGCUUGCCUGAAAUAUUCAACACUAUGGCGGCACGUACAUACAUUGGAGUUGACUACGAAUAUGCGUGUCCAGUUGCAGAAUGAUCCAUCAGCUGAGGUAUUCUCACGACAGUUACUGGAAAUUGGAAACGGUCAGCUGCCAGUCGAUGAGACGUCUAGACAAAUAUCACUUCCCGAUAAUUUUUGUAAUUUAGUUACAUCAAAAGAAGAACUGAUCGAAAAAGUAUUUCCUGACAUUCAGAUAAAUCAUAGAAAUCAUGAUUGGCUCAGUGAACGAGCUAUCCUUGCCGCAAAGAAUAAAGAUGUCUAUCAACUUAAUAAUGUUAUACAAUCCAGUAUUCAAAGUGAUGAAACUACAUAUAAGUCGAUAGACACUGUUGUGGAAGCUGAUGAAGUAGUUAAUUAUCCAACAGAAUUUCUAAACUCACUUGAUCUGCCAGGGAUACCACCACACAUAUUGAAAUUGAAAGUAGGUGUGCCAAUUAUCCUCUUGCGGAAUAUUAAUCAGCCAAAACUCUGCAACGGCACGCGACUUGCAGUUAAGAGAUUAAUGAAUAAUGUAGUGGAAGCAACGAUUUUAACAGGGCCUUUCAAAGGUGAAGAUGUCCUCAUUCCUCGAAUACCCACGAUCCCGACCGAUACACCAUUUCAAUUUAAAAGAUUGCAAUUCCCAAUUCGAUUGGCAUUUGCAAUCACAAUCAACAAAGCUCAAGGUCAAUCUUUAGAAUUGUGUGGUCUAGAUUUAGAUGUGGAUUGCUUUUCACAUGGACAACUGUAUGUUGCGUGUUCCCGAGUCGGCAAACCAGAUAGUCUUUAUAUUUACGCAGACAGUGGAAAAACAAAAAAUAUUGUAUAUAAACAAGUAUUGCAAAAUUAAACUUAUAUGAAAUGUA